Molecule: messenger RNA, 1566 nt
Organism: Symbiodinium natans
Lineage: Eukaryota; Dinophyceae; Suessiales; Symbiodiniaceae
Source: the annotation of a GenBank genome assembly
AUGGACCGUCCCUGCUUUCCCGUUGCGCGUUUUUGUCGUUGGCAACGGCUUCUUGUGCUGUUCUUGGUUGUCCUUGUGGCCCAAGUUGGAGACCUACCGCAGGAUAUGUCAGGGAGCGGCCACAAAACAGUACAGCAGGUGCCUGCCAAGGACGCGGAGGAUGAUGACGUCCUGGUGCGAUCCAGCACAUGGUCUGGUGAGACGAAGACGAAGGCUCAGGUUACAGUCGAGACUGGGGGGCUGCUUUACAGUGAUUCGAAAUGUUACGGCGGGCGCUUCACUUAUGGGCAAUGGCGGCGAUACUUCGCGCAGGAGCGCCAGAACGGUACGCAGCAGGAUGCGAGUGGCCAAUCCAUCCAAGCAGGGAGAACCCGGAAUUUCUCCUGGAAUGCUUUCGUGCAGUUCUUUCGACCGGAGCUGUGGCUUCUCGUGCUUUUGCACGCGGAUGCCGCAGCCAUGCGUGCCAUCGCCAGCUCCUGUCGUGGCUACACACAGAUCACCCUUCCAUGGAGGCGCCGGGGGAAAUUGGGCACCUCCUCUUCUGAGGCAGAGUUGGGCAAGUUGGAGCAUGCAAAGCUCGAGAUGCCGGUGGUGCAGCUGGCCGCGAGACUGCGCUGUGGCUUCCCACUGGCGGAGGAGUUGCUCAGUUUAAAGCCGAUUCAGCUGCCAAGCAGAUGCUGCUCAUGGUUGGAUCUGCUCUACCAGCAGGAGAUGAAAGGAGCCUGGCUCUGUCUGGUGCAUGCGCCAGAUGGGGUUGAGACAGAGGUGGCAGAGGAUUUCUGUAAGGCUGUGGCUAGUGCAGAACAAUGGAGCGAGAAGGUUGGUCAGCAGCCUGUCCUUAUCGCGCUGCUUCCUUCUGCGCAGCAGCAUGUGACGGCCGAGCAGAGGGUAUGCAUCAGAAAGGCAACGAAGAUCAUCGGCUUGCCGCUGCCUUUCCUAACUGGUGCAGGGGAGAUUCAGCUGCGUUCGCGCUGGCAAGCUCCCGAACCUUCCCGCCAUUGGAGGGCAUACCUCCCAACGCUUAGCUUGCAACAGCUGGAGGUGAUGCUCGACGUUGAUGGCUGUGUAGAGAUACAGAACUGCAUCUUGGGGGGCGUUGGAGCCAGCGCGGCCAGCCCCUCUGGAAUUGGUGAUUCCGUUCUGCGAGUUGCGAAAGGGACCUGCCUCGUGGCUGAUUGUCAGAUACGUCUGAAAAAGGGCCACUCAGGGUUUGGAGUUGUUGUUGGGCCUGAUGUUGCCUCCUUCAUGGCUGGCGUCACGAAACCUCACUGCAUGCUGAAGCGGGUAGACAUCGCUCAUGUGAAUACCGCAUGUCUAUGCUUUCUGGGUGGCCACCUCACGUUGGAAGAUGGCUGCACGCUGCGCGACUGCGAAGUUGGCGUCAGCGUCUGUGAUCAGGGCUCCAUCGCGUUCGUUGCUGGAACAUUGCGGAUGUCAUGCAGAGAGGGCGGCCGCAAGUUCGAGCAGGCAGUGAACGAUGAUGUAGGCAAUGGUAAUCACUUGAGAAUAGACAAAAUACAUUGCAGCAGGAGGCAGGAUGGGGGGGGGGGUUGUGAAAGGACUUGA